Messenger RNA from Bombus impatiens (common eastern bumble bee), 892 nucleotides. Its product is annotated as pro-neuregulin-2, membrane-bound isoform. The record is from RefSeq and is a predicted model, not a curated record. NCBI's taxonomy places the organism in Eukaryota, Metazoa, Arthropoda, Insecta, Hymenoptera, Apidae. Gene Ontology annotation, cellular component: axon; plasma membrane. Gene Ontology annotation, molecular function: cell-cell adhesion mediator activity. Gene Ontology annotation, biological process: axon guidance; homophilic cell-cell adhesion; dendrite self-avoidance. The annotation marks the transcript as partial. The transcript has 4 exons.
AGGUAUCAAAGAUCCGAAACGAUUCAUCGAUUCAACGAAUCGACGAUGUAACUACACGACUUUAACGAGCGUAAUAUGUCUGAUUGCAGUGAGGGAGGUUACGUUGUCCGAGCUCAGGGACUCGAUAGCGAGGUUACGGGAGAGAGUGAAGCUCGUAUGCCGAACGAGGGGUUCUCCGCCCCCAAGGGUGCACUGGCUGAAAGACGGUAUACCGCUGCACCCUCGAAGAGGCCUCAGGAUUCAACACAAACGGCGGAGAUCGAAAGUGGUGAUAUCCUCCGCGAAACCCGAGGACAGCGGCAGAUACGAGUGCGUAGCGGAGAGUACUUCCGGUCAUCGAGCCUCACUCGCGGCCCAGCUUCUAGUCGCUCACGAUACGAGAGUUUCGGAAACCACGACAGCGGCCUGGCCGAGGCAGGAGCAGCCGUGUCCGAUAGCUGGAGACUUCUGCAUGAACGGUGGUACCUGCCUGUUUUUCGAGACCGUCGGUGAACCAGCAUGCAGAUGCGCGGAAGGCUUCACGGGUCUGCGGUGCGAGACGAAGGACGUCAUCAGCACCGGAAGUGUGUACAACCGGCGUAGGGCGCCGUUUUCCUGCAAGCUGGGACUAUCGACCUCGUACUACUGCUAGCGAUAAUCGCGCGGGGCCCUUCCAUUCCGAGUAGACCCUUUUCUAACGUUGAACUCGGUGUACUCGGUAUAGUCGGUCGAAACAGCCUUUCGAGCCCACGAGAAGAAUGUCGUGAGAGGGCCAACGCGCGACCAAAAUAACAAACGUGGAGGCGAUUGUAAUAACGCGAUCGAUCUCGAGAUCGAGCGAAAUAUAUCUGCGAACGGAAACGCAGCGAAAUACACGACGAGAACAUUGAACAGGGGAAUAGGAAAAAAAAAA